CUUGUAGACUAGGCUGGCCUCGAACUCACAGAGAUCCACCUGCUUCUGCCUCCUGCGUGCUGGGGCUAAAGGUUCUGCCAUCACUCCCUGGCUUAAAUCUAGCUUCUUAAUAUGAGGAAAAGUCAUAUUGUUGGAAUCUGGCUUGUUUCAUGUAAUAAUCCAGUUCCAUCCAUUUUCCUGCACAUUUCAUUCUUUACCACUGAAUAAAAUUACAUUGUAUGCAUGCAUGAUGUUUCCUUAUCCAUUCUUCUGGGUAUGGGCUUCUAGGCUGGCUUAAUUUCUAGAUUGUUGCAGUGAGUAUCUCUGCCCACUUUGUGCCUGGAUUUGCUCUCGACCCAGGUGAUUCUGAAAGUCUUUACCUUAGGCUAGUGUGUCACAGCCUUGAACACGGAGAGCCACCUUGCUGACCUUGUGACAGUACGGCUGAAGUUGGGGGAAUACAAUGAAGCCAGAAGGUCCUAGGGCUUCGGUGGGAGAGUGCCCUCGGCUACUCUAAGCUUGGAACUGCUGCAGGUGUGUUGGGCACUGGCCAUUGGUGUGGCUGUGCAGAUCUUGGCUUGGCCAAUUUCUGGUUCUGUCACCAUGAACUGUUACUUUAGUCCCUCAUACCUGGAACUAGGACCAUUUCUUCCAAGCAAAGAAGUGUAGCUGGGGCACUGAGCCUCCCUCUGCCCCCAAGGUUCUUGUUCUUGAUCAAAGCAUUCACAGACGCCGAAGGGGACUUGAGGACAGACAGUUUGAUCUGUGCUAGAGAGGGAUUACUAUGAGCAUAAGGGUCAAAGUAUUGGGAGAAGGUAAAGAAGGGAGACAGCCUCCCCCGCAGUAGAGGUUCUUUUAAAUAGAGUUUGCGAGACACGAGGAAGACUAGGGUCCGAGGCCUGCUUCCUUGUUCAGGGUGCACAGCGGGUAUUAGGUGAAAGAGCAGCUCGAUUCUUUGGAUCCACCAAGGAGGAAGUGUUUAAUCUUUGGCUAGCUAAGAGUUGCUGUGUGUGGCUUGGAACUGGAAGGAAGCUCCACUUAUCUUUUAGCUUUGGGCGCUGACAGAAUAGCACUGUUUACUCUCACCUGCCCAGCUUCACUAGUGGGGCCACUUUCAAGCAUCUGCUCAUUGCUUCAGCUUUAACCCCUAUCAGCCACCACAGCCUGCCUGUGAUCGUUAUCUUCUGAGUUUAUUUUGUAUCUAGCCCCUGAGGGCCAGUGCCUGAACAGGAGCUCUGGGCUGCUUGGAGAGUGCUCUGUAACCUUUGACAUAGAACACACGCACGCAUGCACACACACAUGUACACACCUGUAGAGGUCUGCAGGCAGCCGUGGAUCCCUGGAGCAUAUGAAAUCCAUUUCUCUACUACAGAGACUUUGCACUUUCUUACCUCGUCUCCCUGUGUCCAUCUGACUUUAGGCCGCCUCCUUAGGUUAUGACACUGGAAGUGUUUUCUUCAGUGUAGAAGUAGAAGGGACCUUGCCUCGAGUCCGCUCUCCCCCAGUCCUAAUGGGGGACAGGGGCUUCACACACCUGUGGCCCUCACACCACAAGGUCUCAGAGAGCUGACCUUGACAGUCACUCGACCUUCCCUCCUACCUAGCUCCCAUUACAAAGAAGCAGGUUGCACUGCAGCCACCGGUGUGGGUUUGACAGGUCUCAAGUGUGUCUUCCAGCCUAGUGGGCCACAGUUACUCAUUACCAGCAUCGCCUCUGAGGCCGCAUUUAUGAGCAGGAGCUGGUGAGAGAGGAAGAGAACUUCAGUGGGCUGUGAGAGCCUGAUAUUGAAGAGACUUCAGGGUGCUGCCCGAGCUGGUUGGCAGCUAGGAUUGCCCAGAUGUGACACCAUUAUGCCUUAGCCUGCAGAAGUUCUGAGACCUAUCUUUCCAGCAGCAUCUGGUCUGGUCCUCCCACCCACAUUGAUAUUCAGUGGACAUCCUCAUCAUGGAUGACGACGACGUCCCCAGCUGGCCCCCGACCAAGCUGUCCCCACCCCAGUCGGCGCCUCCGCCUGGGCCCCCGCCUCGGCCGCGGCCUCCCGCACCCUACAUCUGCAACGAGUGCGGCAAGAGCUUCAGUCACUGGUCGAAGCUGACCCGACACCAGCGCACGCACACAGGCGAGCGGCCCAACGCCUGUAGCGACUGCGGCAAGACCUUCUCGCAGAGCUCGCACCUGGUGCAGCAUCGGCGCAUCCACACAGGCGAGAAGCCGUAUGCCUGCUCUGAGUGCGGCAAGCGCUUCAGUUGGAGCUCCAACCUUAUGCAGCACCAGCGCAUCCACACGGGCGAGAAGCCCUACACCUGCCCCGACUGCGGCCGCAGCUUCACACAGAGCAAGAGCCUGGCCAAGCACCGGCGCUCACACAGUGGCCUCAAGCCCUUCGUGUGCCCGCGAUGCGGCCGCGGCUUCAGCCAGCCCAAGAGCCUGGCGCGCCACCUACGGCUGCACCCAGAGCUGUCAGGGCCGGGUGUGGCGGCCAAGGUGCUGGCGGCCAGCGUGCGGCGCGCCAAAGCGCCCGAGGAGGCUGCGGCGGUGGACGGCGAGAUCGCCAUCCCAGUGGGUGACGGCGAGGGCAUCAUCGUGGUGGGCGCACCGGGAGACGGUGCUGCAGCAGCCGCAGCCCUGGCCGGAGCAGGGCAGCGGGCACCGGGGCCGCGGUCGCGGAGGGCUCCGGCGCCCAAGCCAUACGUGUGCAUGGAGUGCGGGAAGGGCUUUGGGCAUGGGGCCGGGCUGUUGGCCCACCAGUGCGCACAGCACGGGGACGGGCUGGGGGCAGCGGGUGGCGAGGAGCCUGCACACAUCUGCGUGGAGUGUGGUGAGGGCUUCGUGCAGGGCGCUGCCCUGCGGAGACACAAGAAGAUCCACGUGGUUGGGGCGCCUUCGGUCUGCAGCAGCUGCGGACAGAGUUUCUAUCGGGCAGGUGGGGAGGACGACGGCGAAGAUCAGUCGGCCGGUGCGCGGUGUGCCGAGUGUCGUGGUGGGGAGGCCCGGUAGGGACGGGGGUGCCCGAGGGGUGGGCAGGGCCCCUCGGGCUCAGUGGGGACUAUCAGCGAGCAAGACCACGAGGCCCAGGGAGAACCGGACCGGGAGGAUCAGCAGCUUCGCUCCUUCCUUGGCCCACGCUGACCCGGGUGUGAGGGGUCCCGCAGUCAUCGGGGCAGGUUCUCAGGACUGCCCACAGCCUCUCUGCUGACUGGCACCGGCCCUGUGUAGGUUCCCACCCUGGGAACCAGAGACUAUGUGAGAGAACUGUGUAGAUCAAUCGGCACAAGACCCUCAAUAGAGAGGCCAUCCCCCACUGCAGGUGUGGGGCUGCGGUGUCCUAAGGAAUGGAGGGAUCCUGGCCUUGUGCACCAAGAGGGUCUUUCUUCCCUUCUAGAAUUUUCUUUUAAUCAUACCUUUUUGGCCCUUCCCGUUCAUUAAUUUUUCUGUCCCAUGGGCCCUUGUCGAUUUUCUAGCCCAAGUCGUUCCUCUCCCUCCUGGAUUUGCAGUAGCAGAGGAGUGAAAAAGUAGCCUGUUCCCAUCACGGUCUCAUUGAGAGGACAGAGUCCUGUGUGCUCCCUGUCCUGACGGUGAAGAAGGGAUGUGAGGGCAAUAAAUGGCACUAUUCAAUUGA
Messenger RNA from Myodes glareolus (Bank vole), 3599 nucleotides. The record is from RefSeq and is a predicted model, not a curated record. Lineage: Eukaryota; Metazoa; Chordata; Mammalia; Rodentia; Cricetidae.